AUGGCUGAAUGGACGAAAAAGGAUGUUAUAAGGAAAAAAGCUAUGGAUGCUUUGGUGAAAGACGCAACAGAUCGAAGCUCCGAGUUCACUUUCCACGUACCAAAAAUCCAAGAUACCAACAGCCCCCGCCAGCGCGAACCUGCAAUAGAUUCCAGAGCUCGCACAAUGUCGCCUCUUUCAAAACCAAGGACGCGAUCUACUGCAUCCAGCUCAAAGCCAGGAGAUUCAGCGAAUGAUCCGAAGUCGAUUGUUGUUGAAGACCUUGACGAAGUUGUCUUGGUGCAUCCUACCGGAACGGGAUCUGUCACAAUCAAUCGAGGAGAGCUGGCUCGUUUAGAGCCAGGUGAAUUCCUCAACGAUACCCUUAUUGAGUUAGGCCUGAAGAUGUGGCUCAAUGAUCUGAGGCACAAAGACCCUAAUUUGGUGGAUCAAAUACAUAUAUUCAGCUCUUUCUUUUUCAAAAAAUUAGAUGCCGGGCCACGUAAGGGAUGCGACUAUAACAGUGUCAAGAAAUGGACGUCUAAAUUUAAUCUCUUUUCGAAGAAAUUUAUCAUAAUUCCAAUUAACGAGCAUCUCCACUGGUAUUUAGCAAUUAUUUGCUUUCCUGAGCACGUCCUGAAAGCGCCUAUCCCACAACCAUCGGCGCAGCCUUCGAGGGUGACCCGCUCGUCCGACACGACGGCCAAAGCGGAGCAACAAACCUGGAAACCGACGCCGAACUGGCUGAUCAAUCUGGAAAAAUGGCCAUUGAUUCACCCACCCGCUGAAUCUCAGCAAGAUGUGGUGGUUGUAGACCCCAAAUCAGAAGGUCUACCAGAAGUCGAGAUGAUAAAUGCGGACGAAGAUAGUGAUACAACAAAAGCCGACGGAUCUCAUAAGACGUGGAUACUGAUACUAGACUCACUCGGAGGCAAACAUGCUCGGACCGUUAGGAUUCUUCGGGAAUAUCUUCAAGCCGAAGCUCAAGAAAGAUACAAAAAGGUAGUAGACAUUAAGGACACUCGAUCAAGUGGUGGAUUUGUCGAUGACAAACAUUUAUCAGUGCCGGUACAACCAAACUGGUGUGAUUGCGGGGUUUAUCUUCUGCACUAUGUCGAGGCAUUUUAUGCAAACCCUCUAGAAAUAAUUGCUCUUCCGCCUGGCAGGAAACGUAAACCCAAAGAAGUAGGGAGUCGCUAUGAUGAGCUAUGGAAAACCGACCAAGUCAAAGAAAAACGAACAGCUUUUCGAGAGAAAUUGCACGAGCUUUCUACUAAGUGGCUGGAGUCUAAAGCCUCGUCUCCGGAGAACACCGCACCCACUCCAGGAACACUCCCAUCUAGCAAUAAUCCGAUCUUGACCACCCCGCCUUACCUUCAAACCGAGGCAUCUAUUUUGGAAAUCGAUCCGUCUGAGGCCACGAGCAUGACCAGGUCUGCAGUAGCCGAACUCCCCAGCUCGGUAUCUGUUUUGCCACCUGGGCUUGGAUAUCCAUCAUCUGCAGCAGGGGAAGAAGCGCCGAGGCGGGCAUCCUCUGAUGAUGUUGCCGAGGUUGAAGGGAUAGUCCGCUCAGACCAACAAUCGCCAAUUGCAGAGAGAGUGGCGAUGGUACCGGGAAGUAGCCAAUCGUCUCUCAAUAUUAAACCCACUCGACGCGGUAGGAAGGGUGGGUCAAAACACGGAUCGAAACUUGAUUCAGAAAGCUCAUUCGAAUUGAACCGUGGUCCAGGGAGUUCGCCUGAGCUAUAG
This is a messenger RNA of Rhizoctonia solani, 1728 nucleotides long. Its product is annotated as Ulp1 protease family, carboxy-terminal catalytic domain protein. The transcript is spliced from 10 exons. Gene Ontology annotation, biological process: protein desumoylation. Lineage: Eukaryota; Fungi; Basidiomycota; Agaricomycetes; Cantharellales; Ceratobasidiaceae. The coding region runs from base 1 to 1728 and encodes 575 amino acids. The record is from RefSeq and is a predicted model, not a curated record. Gene Ontology annotation, cellular component: nucleus; cytoplasm. Gene Ontology annotation, molecular function: SUMO-specific endopeptidase activity.